Molecule: messenger RNA, 2333 nt
Organism: Oppiella nova
Lineage: Eukaryota; Metazoa; Arthropoda; Arachnida; Sarcoptiformes; Oppiidae
Source: the annotation of a GenBank genome assembly
CCUUUAAUAAGCAAACAGCAUUAAUACUGUACGAAUAGUUGUUGUGUAUAAUAAAAGGGACAAAUCGUGUAGAUUAUGAAACGUGUAGAGAGUGUUGUGUUUGUCUGCAAACAUCACUUGACUGUCACAUCCAUCACAUCCAUCCACUCCAAGACAUAAGACCCGAACCCAUCUGACUGCGAGUCAGUCGACACAAUCAUGUCAUCGACGGUCACGUGUGGUAACUGUGGGUCCAAUGAAGUGGAGUUCGAGUCGAGUCGUGGCGACACGUAUUGCACUUCAUGUGGUUUCGUGAUCGACCAGAACUGCAUCGUCUCGGAAGUGCUCUUCUCGGAGGGCACCCACGGGUCCGCACAUAUCAUCGGACAAAGACAUGACACGGAGUCCGCCUUCAAGUCAUUCAGUAUUGGAGGCAUUCUUGGAGCGGGACGUGAGUCAAGACAAGUGACUCUUAUGAACGCCAAACGACGGAUCAAAACGGUUUGCGAUCAGUUGAGACUCAACGAGCACUUCAUCGAAAUGGCCUUUAAUUUCUACAAAAUGGCUCUCAAUCGGAGGCUAACCCACGGCCGCAAACACAUCCAUGUGAUCGCCGCCUGUAUUUACAUCACGUGUCGCAGUGAAGGCACCCCUCAUAUGCUGCUCGACCUCAGCGACGUCUCGCAGGUCAACGUCUAUGAGUUGGGCCGCACUUACCUCAAGCUCACGGCCGCCCUCUGUAUCACCAUUCCUGCCAUUGAUCCCAGUCUUUACAUCAUUAGGUUUGCGCAACACUUGAACUUAGGUAUGAGUUUGGGGUUGGGGUUGGGGUUGGGAUGCGUUUGCGAAAAGAGUAACACAGAAGUGGAGAGAAUGCGGAAUAACGUGAUCUCAACGGCCAAUCGAUUGGUGCAGCGAAUGAAGAGAGAUUGGAUGCAUUACGGGAGGCGACCGUCAGGUCUGUGUGGGGCCGCCAUCCUAGUGGCCGCCCGUCUCAACGAAGUGCACUGUUCUAUAAAAGACAUCAUAAAAGUGGUGAAAGUUUGUGAGACAACCAUUCGGAAGCGUUUGUGUGAAUUCAGUGAAACGCCGACAAGUAAUCUGACUUUAGAUGAGUUCAUGACUAUAGACUUGGAGGGCGAGGAGGACCCGCCCUGUUUUAAGGCCAAUAAACGCAAACAAAAGUCGUGUCAAUUCGAGAGCGAACAACAGAUUGAGGAAAUUCAGUCCAAAAUAACUCAUUUGCAAAAACUUAUUGAAAAGGAUUUAGAGAAAAGUCGUCAAAAAUUGCGAAAUCCUUUCUCCAAAUAUUUGAGUCCCGAAGCGACCACUUCUGCGCCCAAGAGUGAGGACUCGGCGGUCGAACAGUUCAUUUUGGACGACACCGUCCACACCAUUGAACAGGUGCUCAAUGAAGACGACACCAAUAAUUAUGAUAAUUAUAUGGAGAGUAUUAAGUGUUUGAGACCAACCGCCGCCAGUUUAGGCAUAACUUCUGUCAUUCAAAGGGAUGACUACAAUAACGACAAAAAAGAAUUACAAGAUGUGAACGAAAGCGAGGAACUGGACCUCACGGGCAUCGAUGACAGCGAAUUAGAUGGCUAUCUGUUAUCGACAGAUGAAAUCGAUGCGAAGACAAAUGUGUGGACUCGCGUUCAUAAAGACUAUUUGGAAGAAUUGAAACUCAAAGAGGAAUUGAAAGUGAAAGAAGAAGAAGAACGCAAACGAAAGGAGGCGUCCGGAGAGGUGGCGCCCAAAAAGAAGAGGAAGAGUCGCAAAAAGACUCAAAUCCAGGCCAACAGUGCCUCAGAAGCCAUUGAGAAGAUGUUACUCGAGAAGAAAAUCUCGAAUAAAAUCAAUUACGAAGUGCUUAAGAACUUGAAUCCGACUUUUGGCAAAACUACUGCAAGUUUCAAAGCACCGGAACCUCUAAUUAAAAGUUUGGACAAAUGUGUCGAAUCUGAUGACCAAAAAGUAGUUCAAAGUCCACUCAAAAGAUUGACAACAUUGAAGAACAGCGCCAACACAUCGCUCGUGAACCUAAAGGCGCCGCUCUUUAAUAAACUCAAAAUGAAAUCUUUGAACUCGAAGUCCACUUCAUUAGAGGGCGACUCCAAAGACACCGAUGAUGUGAAUGAUCCACAAAUGUUGGCCAAAGAGUCGGGUAUUAAAGAAUCGAACGAAAGAUUGGAUGAAAUGGUAAACAAUGAAACAGAAGAAGAUUCUGACGAAGAAGAAGACGAUAACAACAAACGUAAAGAGUUCUCAAUCCAAGAACUGCUUGGAAUAGAGACGGGUGACAAUGAUAUGGAUUAUGAAUACGAUGACGACGAUUACUAACCAUUUGUUUGCAC